Messenger RNA from Prosopis cineraria, 3195 nucleotides. RefSeq lists its product as uncharacterized. Gene Ontology annotation, molecular function: protein binding. The record is from RefSeq and is a predicted model, not a curated record. The transcript is spliced from 2 exons. The coding region runs from base 989 to 2980 and encodes 663 amino acids. Lineage: Eukaryota; Viridiplantae; Streptophyta; Magnoliopsida; Fabales; Fabaceae.
UCCGAUGGUGUCAUCAGUUCUGUCUCUGCGAGCUGAGAAAGGGCAGUGUACCUCAGCAAGGCCUACCUAAUUACUUCAACAUCUUUGUGUACAGUAAAAGUCUCUUGCAUUGGUUCAGCUUCCAACUUUCCACCAUCAUUGCAGACAACUAAUAAGAAACUAUUCUCCCUCCCCCCAACCCUCUUUCAUUAUUAUGUCCCGUGCAUCCUUAUUAAGUUUCACUGUUCUGAAAGGGGAAAAAAAAAUCAUCCCUGAAAUCUCUAUUAGCAUCCUAUUUUCCCUUGAGAUUCUGUUGACACGACCAAUAAUCUAUUGAGAAUAUCCUCUCCUCUGGUCCAUAAUCUUCUGCAAAUGGUGUUGUGAUUCCCUCAAAGCUACAUUCUUUUACUCUUUUCUUUGAAACACCUGCUCCAUUCUCUGGUUUCCUUUGUGAGAGCAAUCAUGGCUGUUUCCUUUCCCAUCCCAUCGACCUGAUAUCAUUAAUCAUGAUCCUUCAUACCUUCGUAUCUUCAUAAAGGACACCGCUCUUCUUCCUUUAUCGUGUUUCUAAUAUCCUCUACUAAUAACUAGUCGAUGCUCUUAUGGGUUUUUGCUGAUAGUUGAACCACUUAAUUUAUUAUUAGCCUCUUAUGUUGUCUUCAUGUGCGUGAUUUAGUGGUUUUCUAUAUUUAUGGCAUGUGGUUAUUUCGUUUCCCUUUAUACUCAAUUGGUUCGGUUGCCCACUGUCAUAAUUUCCCAGUAAGCCUUCUUCUGCUGUGCUAGUUCUAUCCUCAUACUGGUCCUGCAUCUUCUGUAAGGUCGUUUUCAAUCUUUAACUUACAGAACUACCAUCUCGAAUUGCAGAAUUCGAUGGCAAAUGAUCUGCCUUUGUGUCAGAUUUAGCUGAUUUGGGCUGUUCUGUUCAUCUCAAACGUACCAUCAAUCUAUCUUCCUUCAAUUCUUGUUGGUCUUUCUGAAUACAAAAGUAUUCAGUAUUUCAAUCUUCGCAAUGCCUCCUACAUAUUUCCCUCUUCGGUGGGAGAGCACCGGUGACCAAUGGUGGUAUGCUUCGCCGAUCGACUGGGCUGCUGCUAAUGGACACUAUGACUUAGUUCGCGAGCUGCUUCGUAUUGAUAGCAACCACCUUUUCAAGCUGACCUCCCUCCGCCGUAUUCGGCGCCUGGAAACGGUGUGGGAUGACGAAGAACAGUUCAAUGAUGUUGCCAAGUUCCGCUCUCAGGUGGCCCAGAAGCUGCUUCAGGAGUGUGAAUCCAAGAAAAGCAAGAACUCUCUCAUUCGUGCAGGCUAUGGUGGAUGGCUGAUGUACACUGCUGCCUCCGCCGGAGACUUGGGUUUUGUUCAAGAGCUUCUCGAGAGGAACCCACUUCUGGUUUUUGGGGAAGGAGAGUAUGGGAUCACUGAUAUCCUAUAUGCUGCAGCGAGGAGCAAGAACUGUGAUGUUUUCAGGCUGCUCUUUGAUUUUGCGGUUUCGCCCAGGUUUCUCACUGGAAAAGAUGGUGUUUGGGUGGAGCAUAUUGGGGACAUUCCUUCUGUUUAUAGGUUGGAGAUGACCAAUCGGGCUGUUCAUGCAGCCGCAAGAGGAGGUAAUGUCAAGAUUCUGGCGGAGCUUCUUGCCAAUUGUUCUGAUGUUUUGGCCUAUAGAGACGCUCAGGGCUCUACUAUCUUGCAUGCAGCUGCAGGUAGAGGACAGGUUGAGGUGAUCAAAUACUUAACAUUAACAUUUGACAUUAUCAACUCCACAGACCAUCAGGGCAACACAGCUCUGCAUGUGGCUGCUUAUAGAGGUCAAUUAGCUGCAGUUGAAGCUCUAAUCUCUGCAUAUCCCACCUUGAUUUCUCAGACGAACAACGUAGGAGAAACCUUUCUCCACAAGGCUGUGUCUGGUUUCCAGACUCCGGCGUUCCGGAGAUUGGACCGACAGGUAGCACUUCUGAAGCAGUUACUUAGUGGGAAGAAUUUCCACACACAGGAAAUCAUCAAUGUGAAGAACAAUGACGGAAGAACAGCUCUUCAUAUGGCUAUCAUAGGAAACAUCCACACCGAUCUUGUUCAACUCUUGAUGACAGCUCCUUCAAUCAACUUGAAUGCCUGUGACGUGGAUGGCAUGACCCCACUAGAUUAUCUCAGGCAACGCCCCAAUUCAGCAUCGUCUGAUAUACUCAUCAGAAAGCUGAUCUCGGCUGGGGGAAUGUUUGGUUGCAGAGAUCAUGAUUCAAGAAAAGCCAUAGCUUCCCACUUGAAGCAGCAAGGUGGAAGCAGUCCUGGGACGUCCUUUAGAAUCUCAGACACGGAGAUAUUUCUGUGCACGGGUAUUGAGAAUACUGUUUCACAUGCCUUUGCUGAUCAGGGAAAUUCAGGAAUGAGUCCAUCUUUAUCAGAACACAAUCCAUAUAAUUCCAACGCCGAGAACCACUGUAGUUCAGCCACCAGCAAGAGGCCUAGUUCUGUCACGGCAGCAAGACUGAAAAGAGUACUUCAUUGGCCUCGCGGGAAGGAGAAGAAAGUUGAGAGAUUCAAUGGAGAAACUCCAACCCCUCUCAGGGAGAGAUUUUCUAGGCCAUCCUCGCUUCCAAACAACAAAAGAACACUGUCUGUGAGGAGUCAGCAGUCAAGUCCAAAUGCAAAGAAGAAGUUUGCUUCAGGGUUAGUGCAUGGAGUGAUGCAGUCUGUGCCACAAGUGAAGGUUUCAGGCAGGUCUCGCUCCAGUUCAUUCUCAAAAUCAUCAAUCUCGUCGCCCAGAUCAUGGGACAAGCAAAAGGGUGUCUAUAUUGAGAAUGACAUAGCAGGACCAUCCUGCUCGAAUCAAACACCUGAAGAAGAUGAAUCGCCACGCAUGGUGAAGCGUGCCUCUGUGAGUCAGAGGUUGAGAGGGCAUUACUUCUGUUUUGGUGCAGCAGGACUUAGUGUGAAAAACCCAGGAAGUAGCAGCAAGCAGCAGGAGAGCCAGGACUUCAAGAAUUAUGUUAUUUCGGUGGCAUAAUAGGUUGAGAAAUGAGAUUAUAGCUAAUUCCUGACAAGUGUGAGAGAGGGCACAAGGGAUAAAAGCUGCUUGUUUAAUGUAUAAUUCUAUGUUGAAAUAAAGAGCAGCUGGUUCCUUAGAUGUAAUGUAAGUCUUUUUAUAGAUUAUACUUCGUUGGUGUAUGACUAGGUCAUGUACGAGACUUCGCUUGUUAAUGAUAAGUAUGUUGUGUUAAA